UUUUUUUUUUUUUUUUUUUGAUAAUAUGCAAUGGAUUAUAUAGUUUGGUCAUCGAUGUACCUUACGCGGCACUUCCCGUCCAAUUUAAUUUUCUAACUGUACCUUUCUCGCACUACCGCGACUUUUUAUUUAUAUGUAUACACGCAUUAGUUAUAUACGUUUAUAUAUAUAUAUAUAUAUAUAUAAAUAUCUGUUUUAUAUAGUUAAUAUAUUUGCACAAAUUGAACGUUAUACAUCGUUUUCUCUUUCUUUUGUUUUUUUUAUUUUCUGUCAAUCACAUAAAGGUCACUUAUGUAAUUCACUUUCAUUGAUGUAAGAGCUGUCCGCUACUACGUGAAUGAGUGUGUUCCUGGAUACAUUGUACUUUUUCUGUACACAUUACCAUUGAAAUAUAUGUUCGUUUUUGACAUUGUCUUUGAAUUCCACUUGUACAGCGUUCGGAUAAUGCUUCCUUUUAGUUCAGUGAGUCAGAUGAGCAAAAUAAAGAAAUUUUGGAAUAUGUAUAACUUUUCGUUUUCAACAAGAAUAACAUCAGUGGGAAUUAACAAAAGGCAGUUAAGAAAUUAUAUACAAGCCUUGCAAAAAGAUUGUUUUCCUCUAUUUAAUGAACGAUUCAAAAUCUACUAACGUCAACCAAUUAUCAGAGUGGAAAUUAAAGGAUUGUUAUCGAGUCUGGUUCGACGAUUAAAUGCUGUCAUAUGCUGUUUUUACACUCGUUACUUUACUGUUUGUUUUAUUUUAUAUCAUAUUAUCGAUUUUGGUUAUUAUUCAAGCUAAAUAGCAAUGAAAAAUAUUUUGCUUUGACCGCUAAUACUUAACUCACGACGCGCUAUAAAUAAGUGUAAAUCAGAACACGGUGCGUGAAUAUUGCGCUCGUGGAAUUAUGUCUGACUAUAAAGUCAGAAAAUUAAUUGAAAAUUUUAUCGAGAACCUUGAAAUUUCAUUCGCCGGAAACUCCUAAAAAAUUGCAAGAAUACGAAAUCAUAACUAAGUUACCAAAACUAAAUUUUAAUGCUUAAACUUGAGGUUUGUAUUUCAUCCAUAUGUUUAUAUUUUGCUAUGUAGUAUUCCACAUAACUUUGACUACGCAUCUUAUUAUGUACACAAACUUCGUUACUUUUUUUCAAUUUAAUGUUGGUAUACGUGUAUACUACACGUUCAUUCUCUAGUUAGGAAGACGGAUCCAAGUAUGAUAUCAUUCAUGACGUCACUCGUGCUAUGGUUGGAAACGUAGAUCCGCACCUCAGUCAUUCGCAGGCGAUCAAGGCGCGACCACCUACCUUAUUAAGAGUCGAUAAAGAAGGAGAUGACAAUGUCGCAUUCGGUAACUAUUAGAACUCAAACGGUAACGAGCGGUUCCACAUCAGUUAACAUCAAUACCGGUUAUUUAAAAACGUUUGGCGGUCUGUUUAAAUUGUUUGAAGUGGCACUUGGAGUAGUGUGCGUGGCAAUAGUAGCGAACAACUAUGACAGCUACGUAUACACCGCAGAACUAUUCUUCCUUCUAAUAACAACGACAUUUUUGAUCGGUACCUUUAUUUUGCUUCUAAGUUGCUUAGCUUCUCUUGCAACGUCCACUAUCAUUGCGAAGACUGUUUAUGAACUUCUUUAUCACUCUAUAGCAUUUGGAUUAUAUUUAGCUGCGUCUUUAACAUACGUAGUGCAUGUGAGUAAUAACGUGAAAGGCCGAAGAGGAUACGAAGUAUUAAUGGCAGCGGCAAUUUGUGGUCUUGUAAAUUCAGCGCUAUAUUUCCUCAGUACGAUCGUUGCUCUUCGCACAUACAGAAUACAUUAACAGUGCCUUAUAACAAGAAUUCGGACAAGUUUUGAAAUCAUAUAUUCAACUAUCAACGUGUUUCAUAUAUUUCGCAAACCAUUGAGUCGGGCAUUGUCCAAUUAUAUAACGCAACACGCCUUUUUAUACACUGUCUUCAAAUUUAAUAAAAAAUAUAUUUUUGUAUGGUA
Molecule: messenger RNA, 1965 nt
Organism: Bombus pyrosoma
Lineage: Eukaryota; Metazoa; Arthropoda; Insecta; Hymenoptera; Apidae
Exons: 5
Coding region: 1307-1795 (162 amino acids)
Cellular component (GO): membrane
Source: RefSeq, a predicted model, not a curated record